Messenger RNA from Nerophis lumbriciformis (worm pipefish), 561 nucleotides. The record is from RefSeq and is a predicted model, not a curated record. Lineage: Eukaryota; Metazoa; Chordata; Actinopteri; Syngnathiformes; Syngnathidae.
AUGGACCCUUCAGAGGUCGAGUUCCUCGCUGAGAAAGAGUUGGUGAAAAUAAUACCCAAUUUCAACCUAGACAAGUUAUAUUUGAUCGGGGGGGACCUGGGACCUUUUAAUCCCGGCCUGCCACUGGAUGUCCCCUUGUGGUUGGCCCUCAAUCUCAAACAGAGACAGAAAUGUAGAGUCGUUCCACCAGACUGGAUGGAUGUUGAGAAACUUGAGGAGAUGCGAGAGCUUGAAAGGAGAGAGGCCGCCUUCACGCCCGUCCCCAGUCCUUACUACAUGGAACUGACCAAACUGCUGCUCAACCAUGCAUCUGACAACAUCCCCAAAGCAGACGAAAUCCGCACCCUCGUCAAAGACAUCUGGGACACGCGAAUAGCUAAACUCCGCCUUUCUGCAGACAGCUUCAUCAGUCAGCAGGAAGCGCAUGCUAAGCUGGACAACCUCACCCUGAUGGAGAUUAACACCAUUCGAGGGUUUCUCCUCCAUUCGCUCAACUGCAUGUACAAGCUGCGCUCCAAUCUGCAGCCGGGAUCCAGUAAAGGACAAUUUGCAGAUUAUUGA